AUGACCAAGUCGAGCCUCUCGCGCGUCACGGCCACAGCCGCCGCGACGGCUAUGCGCCCUGCGUUCUGCCGCCGUGCUCCGCGAGUUGCCUUUGCCUCGCUCCCCGCGACCUCGACUCCCUUCUCUACGUCCCCAUCUUCCGCCCCCUCUCCGCGCCGCGCCUACCACAUCUCGUCGUCGUCAAGGCGCCCCCGGAUACAGGGCCCCGCAUCCGCAUCCGCACAGCCCAGCUGGUCGCUCGCCGGCCCCGGUCGUCGCUCCAUCUUCAUCCAGACCGAGAGCACGCCCAAUGCCGAUGCGCUCAAGUUCUUGCCCAACCACCGAGUCCUGCCCGAGGGCAUCGCGGCUCCCUUUGUCGAGUACCUCAGCCCCCGCGCCACCAUUGCGCCGCCCUACCCGUCGCCGCUCGCCGCGCAGCUGAUGAACGUCGACGGCGUCACGGCCGUGUUUUACGGCAGCGACUUUAUCACGGUGACCAAGGCGCAGGACGCCAACUGGGCGCACAUCCGGCCGGAGGUGUUUGCCCUCAUCACAGAAGCCAUCACGUCGGGGCAGCAGAUUGUGCGGCCGGCAGCCGAGGCGACGGCGGGCGCCGCCGCGGCGUCCGGCAGCAGCAGCGACGCCGGUAAUGCUGCGCCCGUCGAGGCGGACUCGCUGCAGUACGACGAGAACGACAGCGAGGUGGUGGGCAUGAUCAAGGAGCUUCUGGAGACACGGAUCCGACCGGCGAUCCAGGAGGACGGCGGCGACAUUGAGUUUCGCGGCUUCGAGAACGGCACGGUGAAGCUGAAGCUGCGCGGCGCGUGCCGGACGUGCGACUCGAGCACGGUGACGCUGAAGAACGGCAUCGAGAGCAUGCUGAUGCAUUACAUUGAGGAGGUGGAGGCAGUGGAGCAGGUGCUGGACCAGGAGGAAGAGAUUGCACUCUCCGAGUUUGCCAAGUUUGAGGAAAAGCUCAAGGGGCAGAGGGGACCGGCUGUGGCGGCGACCUAG
Sporothrix schenckii 1099-18 is the source of this 993-nucleotide messenger RNA. RefSeq lists its product as uncharacterized. NCBI's taxonomy places the organism in Eukaryota, Fungi, Ascomycota, Sordariomycetes, Ophiostomatales, Ophiostomataceae. The record is from RefSeq and is a predicted model, not a curated record. The transcript has a single exon. The coding region runs from base 1 to 993 and encodes 330 amino acids. Gene Ontology annotation, cellular component: mitochondrion. Gene Ontology annotation, molecular function: iron ion binding; iron-sulfur cluster binding. Gene Ontology annotation, biological process: iron-sulfur cluster assembly.